Seriola aureovittata is the source of this 918-nucleotide messenger RNA. Its product is annotated as olfactory receptor 6N2-like. NCBI's taxonomy places the organism in Eukaryota, Metazoa, Chordata, Actinopteri, Carangiformes, Carangidae. Gene Ontology annotation, cellular component: membrane. Gene Ontology annotation, biological process: G protein-coupled receptor signaling pathway. Gene Ontology annotation, molecular function: G protein-coupled receptor activity; olfactory receptor activity. The record is from RefSeq and is a predicted model, not a curated record.
AUGGAUAAUGUGUCAGUAAUUACAAUGUUUACUCUGCCAGGGUUAAAUGGCACAGAAAACUACAGAGUCACUCUCUUUGUUCUCACUUUAUUGUGUUACUUUGUGAUUUGGCUGGUAAAUCUGACCAUUAUUGUGACAAUCAUUAUGGAUAAAAGCCUUCAUGAACCCAUGUACAUCUUCCUCUGUAAGGUGUAUGGGACAGCAGGUUUUUAUCCCAAAUUCCUCAUUGAUCUUCUGUCUCCCUUUCAUGUCAUCUCUUAUGCUGGAUGUCUCCUGCAGAGUUUUGUGAUACACUCAUCAUCAGGAAGUGAGUUAUCAAUUCUUGCUGUUAUGGCUUAUGACAGAUAUGUGGCUUUAUGUCAACCACUAAUGUACCACUCUGUUAUGACUGCACAAAGAAUAUCUCUGUUAGUGGCCUUCUCUUGGCUCUUGCCUCUUUUUUGCAUGUUCAAUAACACAAUGACAAUUUUUCAGACAAAGUUAUGUGGCUCACACAUACCUAAACUUUACUGUUCAAAUGCACUGCUUGGUAAACUAGUGCUCUCAAAUACCAUUAUUGUAUAUUUCAACAUUGCUAUUUACCAUGUCCAUUUUUUCUUUCUUAUUUGGUCUUAUAUGUAUCUGGUCAAAACGUGCAUGAGAUCCAAAGAUAGCAGGAAGAAGUUUACGCAAACAUGUGUGCCACAUUUAGUCUCUUUAUUCAACUUUGGCUUUGCUGUGUUGUUUGAUUUAAUGUACACACGGUUUUCUUUGGGAAGGUCACCACAGAGCCUUCAGAACUUCAUGGCAAUAGAAUUUCUUUUAAUCCCCCCUAUUGUGAAUCCUCUGGUCUACGGGUUAAAACUGACCAAAAUUCGUAACAGAAUUUCUUUAUUUUUUUCAAGAAUAGAAAGAAAGUGUCUUGACAGCGUAGAUUAA